AUGGCGGCUUUCAUUUUGUUCCUCCUUCCCUUCAGCUUUGCCAACUACGGCCGUGCCCAGUACGGCGAAGCCGCCUUUAUCGCGCCCCUGGUUAUUGGCUUCUUCCUCUUCUUCGUCUUUGCGACCUGGGAAAAAUGGUUCGCCCGCACCCCCUUCAUCCCCUACCAGCUUUUCAAGGACCGCACCGUCUUCGGCGCGUGCGGUCUCUCGGCUAUCCUCUACUUCAGCUUCUACUCCUGGGAUCUGUACUACUACUACUACUACUACUACUACUACUACUACUUUGUGAUGGUCGUAUACAACCUCGAUGUCACGAUGACCGGAUACAUGACGGCAAUUUACACCGUGGGAUCCUGCGACUGGUCCUCGAUCUUCGGCCUUUGGAUCCGCUACGUGAAGGAGUUCGAGUACAGCUGUCUCUUCUUCGCUCUACCAUUGAUGACCCUCGGCGCUGGCGCGGCUCGGACAGCGACAUCGGGUGCGUGA
This is a messenger RNA of Penicillium samsonianum, 486 nucleotides long. RefSeq names its product Major facilitator superfamily domain general substrate transporter. The record is from RefSeq and is a predicted model, not a curated record. NCBI's taxonomy places the organism in Eukaryota, Fungi, Ascomycota, Eurotiomycetes, Eurotiales, Aspergillaceae. Gene Ontology annotation, biological process: transmembrane transport. The coding region runs from base 1 to 486 and encodes 161 amino acids. Gene Ontology annotation, molecular function: transmembrane transporter activity. The transcript has a single exon.